AGGAUACCUGCCUUUAUUUGGAAGAUCUGGACAUCAGAAUGGGAAAUAACACAUUGCCGCUUCUCAUCUGCCUUCUCUGAGGAAAACAAGAAACAAGAGUAGUCAGUGAGAAGUUUUCACUCCAGAAGUACUCCAGGGAUCAUGGUGGAAAACUUCUGCAACUCUACUUUUUGGAAUUCCUCAUUCCUGGAAAGUCCGGAGGCAGACCUGCCGCUAUGUUUUGAACAAACUGUUCUGGUGUGGAUUCCUUUGGGUUUCCUUUGGCUCCUGGCCCCAUGGCAACUUCUCCAUGUAUAUAAAUCUAGGACCAAGAGAUCUCCUAUAACCAAAUUCUACCUUGCUAAGCAGGUGCUUGUUGGGUUUCUUUUUAUUUUAGCAGCCAUAGAGUUGGCCCUUGUACUCACAGAAGACUCUGGAGAAGCUACAAUCCCUCCUGUUAGAUAUACCAAUCCAAUCCUCUACCUGUGCACAUGGCUCCUGGUUUUGCUGAUCCAAGACAGCAGGCAAUGGUGUAUACAGAAGAACUCUUGGUUCCUGUCCCUAUUCUGGAUUCUCUCAAUACUCUGUGGCACUUUCCAAUUUCAGACUCUGAUUCGGGCACUCUUGCAGGACAGCAAUUCCAAUCUGGCCUAUUCCUGCCUGUUCUUCAUCUCAUAUGGAUUCCAGAUCUUGAUCCUGAUCCUUUAUGCAUUUUCAGAAAAAAGUGACUCAUCAAAUAAUCCAUCAUCCACGGCUUCAUUUCUGAGUAGCAUUACCUUUAGUUGGUAUGACAGCAUAGUUCUGAAAGGUUACAAGCAACCUUUGACACUUGAAGAUGUCUGGGAUAUUGAUGAAGGACUUAAAGUCAAGACAAUAGUGAGCAGAUUUGAAAUAUUCAUGGCAAAAGAGCUGCAGAAAGCCAGGCGGGCCUUCCAGAAACGACAGCAGAAGAAAUCCCAGCGGAACUCUGGAGCCACAUUGCAUGACUUGAACAAGAACCAGAGUCAAAGCCAAGAUGUCCUUGUCCUGGAAGAAACUAAAAAGAAAAAAAAGAAGUCUGGGCCCACAGAAGACUUUCCCAAGUCCUGGCUAAUUAUAACUCUCUUCAAGACUUUCUGGAUCAUGCUCCUGAAAUCAUUCUUCCUGAAGCUAAUACAUGAUAUCUUCAUAUUUCUAAAUCCUCAGCUGCUGAAAUUGCUGAUUUCCUUUGUAAGUGACCAUAACAUGUAUGCAUGGACCGGAUAUGUCUAUGCCAUCCUCUUGUUUGCUGUGACUCUCAUCCAGUCUCUCUGCCUUCAGUCUUAUUUUCAAUUGUGCUUCAUAAUGGGGAUGAGUGUACGGACAACAGUCAUAGCUUCUGUGUAUAAGAAGGCACUGACCUUAUCCAACUUGGCCAGAAAGAAGUACCCCAUUGGUGAAACAGUGAACCUGAUGUCUGUGGAUGCCCAGAAGCUCAUGGAUGUGUUCAACUACCUGCACUUGCUGUGGUCAACUGUUCUACAGAUUGUCUUAUCCAUCUUCUUCUUAUGGAGUGAAUUGGGACCCUCAGUCUUAGCAGGUGUUGGGGUGAUGGUUCUCCUCAUCCCACUUAAUGGAUUUUUGGCCACCAAGAAUAGGAGUAUUCAGUUCCAAAAUAUGAAAAAUAAAGACAGACGUUUGAAAAUCAUGAAUGAGAUUCUCAGCGGAAUCAAGAUCCUGAAAUAUUUUGCCUGGGAACCUUCAUUCAAAGACCAAGUCCACAACCUUCGGAAGAAAGAGCUCAAGAACCUGCUGUUCUUUGGUCAGCUGCAGUCUCUGAUGAUACUUAUCUUACAAGUAACACCUGUCCUGGUGUCUGUGAUCACGUUUGCUGUUUAUGUUCUGGUGGAUAGCAACAAUAUUUUGGAUGCAGAAAAGGCCUUCACCUCCAUCACCCUCUUCAAUAUACUGCGCUUUCCCCUGGGCAUGCUUCCCAUGGUGAUCUCCUCUGUGCUCCAGGCUACUGUUUCUGUAAGGCGGCUAGAGAAGUACUUGGGAGGGGAUGACUUGGACACAUCUGCCAUUCGACAUGUCCGCAAUUUUGACAAAGCUGUGCAGUUUUCUGAGGCCUCCUUUACAUGGGAUCGGGAUGCAGAAACCACAAUCCAAGAUGUGAACCUGGACAUUAUGGAAGGCCAGUUGGUGGCUGUGGUGGGCACUGUAGGCUCUGGGAAAUCUUCCUUGAUGUCAGCCAUGCUGGGAGAAAUGGAGAAUGUCCAUGGGCACAUCACCAUCAAGGGCACCACAGCCUAUGUCCCUCAGCAGUCCUGGAUUCAGAAUGGCACCAUAAAGGACAACAUCCUUUUUGGGUCAGAGUUCAAUGAAAAGAGGUACAAGCAAGUUCUGGAGGCCUGUGCUCUCCUCCCAGACUUGGAAAUAUUGCCUGGAGGAGACCUAGCUGAGAUUGGAGAGAAGGGUAUAAAUCUCAGUGGCGGUCAGAAGCAGAGAGUUAGCCUGGCCAGAGCUACUUACCAAAAUGCAGACAUCUAUAUUCUAGAUGACCCCUUGUCAGCUGUGGAUGCGCAUGUGGGAAAUCACAUUUUCGAAAAGGUCUUGGGCCCCAAUGGUCUGUUGAAUGGCAAGACUCGACUCUUAGUUACACAUAGCAUUCACUUUCUUCCCCAAGUGGAUCAGAUUGUGGUUGUGGGAAAUGGCACCAUCUUGGAGAAAGGAACCUAUAGUGACCUGCUGGCCAAGAAAGGAGUGUUUGCUAAGAAUCUGAAGACUUUUGUAAAAUAUUCGGGUCCUGAAGGGGAGGUCACAGUCAAUGAUGAUAAUGAAGAAGAAAAUGACGACAGUGGACUGAUAGCUGGUGUGGAGGAACUCCCUGAGGAAGCCGCCUCCUUGACCAUGAAAAGAGAGAAUAGCCUCCGUCGAACCCUGAGCCGCAGCUCCAGGUCCAGUGUCCGGAACCCAAAAACCCUGAAAAACUCCUUGAAAAGUCGGAAUGGGAAUGCCCUGAAGGGGAAGGAAGGAGUAGUACAAGGGCAAAAGCUAAUUAAGAAGGAAUUCAUGGAAACUGGAAAGGUGAAGUUCUCCAUCUACCUGAAGUACUUACAAGCAGUAGGAUGGUGUUCAAUAUUCUGCAUCAUCUUUGCCUUCGUAUUGAAUUCUGUGGCUUUUAUUGGAUCCAAUCUCUGGCUCAGUUCUUGGACUGGUGACUCUCAAGCCUUCAAUGGCACUAACUAUCCAGCCUCUCAGAGGGAAAUGAGAAUUGGGGUCUAUGCAGCUCUGGGAAUAGCACAAGGUAUAUCUGUAUUUAUAGGAACUUUCUUGAGUGUGUAUGGUUGCAACCAUGCAUCAAAAAUCUUGCAUGAACAACUGUUGAACAAUAUCCUUCGAGCACCCAUGAGUUUUUUUGACACAACACCUACAGGCCGGAUUGUGAACAGGUUUACUGGUGAUAUUUCCACGGUGGAUGACACUCUCCCUCAGUCCUUGCGCAGCUGGAUUGUGUGCUUCCUGUCGAUAAUCAGCAUCAUCGUCAUGAUCUGCAUGGCCACCCCUAUCUUUGUCGUCAUCGUCAUUCCUCUUGGCAUUAUUUAUGUGUCUAUUCAGGUAUUUUAUGUGGCUACGUCCCGCCAGCUGAGACGUCUGGACUCUGUCACCAGGUCCCCCAUCUAUUCUCAUUUCAGUGAAACCGUAUUAGGUUUGCCUGUUAUCCGUGCAUUUGAGCACCAGAAGCGAUUUAAAAAACAAAAUGAGGUGGGGAUCGACACCAAUCAAAAAUGUGUCUUUUCCUGGAUUAUAUCCAACAGGUGGCUUGCAAUUCGCCUGGAGCUGACUGGGAACUUGAUUAUCUUCUUUUCUGCCUUGCUGCUGGUUAUUUAUAAAGACACCCUGAAUGGGGACACUGUGGGCUUAGUUCUGUCCAAUGCCCUCAAUAUCACACAAACCCUGAACUGGCUAGUGAGGAUGACAUCGGAAACAGAGACCAACAUUGUGGCUGUAGAGCGAAUAAAUGAGUACAUCAAUGUGGAAAAUGAGGCACCCUGGGUGACUGAUAAGAGGCCUCCAGCAGAUUGGCCCAACAAAGGGGAGAUUCGGUUUAGCAACUACCAAGUACGGUACCGGCCGGAGCUGAAUCUGGUACUGAAAGGGAUCACUUGUGACAUCAAGAGCACUGAGAAGGUUGGUGUGGUGGGCAGGACAGGAGCUGGGAAGUCAUCCCUCACAAACUGCCUCUUUAGAAUCUUAGAGUCUGCAGGUGGCCAGAUAACCAUUGACGGAAUAGAUAUUGCUUCCAUUGGGCUCCAUGACCUUAGAGGAAAACUGACCAUCAUCCCCCAGGAUCCCAUCUUGUUCUCUGGAAGUCUGAGGAUGAAUCUGGACCCUUUCAACAAAUACUCAGAUGAGGAGAUUUGGAAGGCCCUGGAGUUGGCUCAUCUCAAACCCUUUGUGGUUGGCCUGCCACUUGGGUUGUCCCAUGAAGUGACAGAGGCUGGUGACAACCUGAGUGUGGGUCAGAGGCAGCUAGUGUGCCUGGGCAGGGCUCUGCUUCAGAAAUCCAAGAUUCUGAUCCUGGAUGAGGCUACAGCUGCGGUGGAUCUAGAGACAGAUCAGCUCAUUCAGACAACCAUCCGAAACGAGUUCUCCCAAUGCACAGUCAUCACCAUUGCCCACCGGCUGCAUACCAUCAUGGACAGUAACAAGAUAAUGGUCCUAGAUGAUGGGAAGAUUGUGGAGUAUGGCAGUCCAGAAGAACUGCUGGAAAACUACGGCCCCUUUUAUUCUAUGGCUAAAGAAGCUGGCAUUGAGAAUGUGAACAGCACAGCAUUUUAGCAGCACGUUCCAUGGUUAAAGAAGGACUAUAUAGAACAAUUGGAGUGAAACAAGAGGACGGUUGAAAAACAGAAGAACAGUUCACACCUGCUGAGAGCUAACCACCAAAGAAACUGAGAAAUGCAACAGUGGUAAAGUACCAGGAUGAAAGCAGAGCUUAGAGGAGCCCUGAUACCUUCUCAGUUAUUGCCUAACAAAAUGGCCCAGGCUGAUCUUUGUAUCCUGAUCACCAGAGAACUUCAAAGAUGAACAAUUAUCACUAUUCAGCAUUUACUAAAUUUCUGGCAUUGCCCAAAACUUUUUAUAAAGAGCAAUUUAAUACAAAUAAAAUAUAUUUUUAUUUAAAUAAACAUCCCAUUACAUUGUGGUCUAAGUUAAUACUUCUCACAAGUUUUGUUUCAACUCAUCAGUUUCAGGGACAACUUUAGAUAACCACCUAGAACCAUACCUCCCUCCAAAAUGCUACCAUAUCUUCACUGAUUUUUUUGGUCUCUUUCUGUGAUCUUCCAGAUUCAUCUGGGUACUGGGAAUUCUAGUGUUUUAGGCCUCUGUUUCUUAUUAAAUUAUUGCCUCUCACUUUCUUUUUUUUUAAUUUUUUAUUGUUGGUUGUUCAAAACAUUACAUAGUUCUUGAUAUAUCAUAUUUCACACUUUGAUUCAAGUGGGUUAUGAACUCCCAUUUUUACCCCAUAUACAGAUUGCAGAAUCACAUCAGUUACACAUCCAUUGAUUUACAUAUUGCCAUACUAGUGUCUGUUGUGUUCUGCUGCCUUUCCUAUCCUCUACUAUCCCCCCCUCCCCUCCCCUCCCCUCUUCUCUCUCUACCCCCUCUACUGUCAUUCAUUUCUCCCCCUUGUAUUAUUUUUCCCUUUCCCCUCACUUCCUCUUGUAUGUACUUUUGUAUAACCCUGAGGGUCUCCUUCCAUUUCCAUGCAAUUUCCCUUCUCUCUCCCUUUCCCUCCCACCUCUCAUCCCUGCUUAAUGUUAAUCUUCUUCUCAUGCUCUUCGUCCCUACUCUGUUCUUAGUUACUCUCCUUAUAUCAAAGAAGACAUUUGGCAUUUGUUUUUUGGAAAUGGAUGGCAUUAGAGAUUAUGCUAAGUGAAGCUAGCCUCUCAUUUUCAAACCUAACCUUCCAGGCUCUGCCUUGUAAUGCUGGGGCUGAGACUUGCAAAUCCCAUUUCUGCUUUGUCACCUUUCCUAUUAGGUUCCAAAGACAGGAGGUGCUGCUGAGAGGCUGGAUGCAACGUUGCCUGAGGCAGGGGCUUGUUUCUUCCUUGCUUGUUCUGUUUCCAUCAGCAUCCUUCCAGCAAUGUUUCAGUCACAGCAGCUCAUCCAAGCAACAACACUGAUUUUAAUUUUCAGUUUUUUUGUUUGGUACUGGGGAUAGAACCCAGGGGUGCUUAACCACGGAGCCUCAUCCCCAGCCCUUUUUUAAUAUAUAUUUUUUAGAAACAGGGUCUCACUGAGUUACUUAGGGCCUUGCUAAGUUGCUGAGGCUGACUUUUUUUUUUUUUUUUUGCAGGGGUUACUGGGGAUUGAAUUCAGGGGAACUCAUCCACUGAGCCACAUCCCCAGCCCUAUUUUGUAUUUUAUUUAGAGACGGGGUCUCACUGAGUUGCUUAGCACCCCGCCGUUGCUGAGGCUGGAUUUGAACUUGUGAUCCUCCUGCUUCAGCCUCUGAGAGAGCUGCUGGGAUUACAGGUGUGUGCCACCAUGCUCAGAUUAGUUUUCAGUGUUUCCAACAUUCACAGAACCCAUAUCAUUGUGUCCCUCAGAGACACCCAUACCGGCUGAGCAGCACCCACCUUUUUCAGAAGGAAUAGAGUCAAAGACAAAUAAUUCUACACUGAGAAAUUGACACAAACAGGAAAGAAUGUUCCAAAGAUACCUAUAUUUUUUGUAGACUAAUUUUGAAACAUCAUUUGAAGAAAUUUAUUCCAUUUAGCAAUAGGAUGAGAAUACAUUUAAUUAUACAUAUGUACUGAUCAGAAAUUUAUUUGAAAAUUAACAAAUAUUAUUCUAUAAACAUUUAUAUUUAAAUCUCUAAGCUAUUGCAGUUUGGAUUUAGCUAGAAAAAUCUAUAUUCUACUAGAAGCAGGAUCUUAGUCUUCUAUAUAGAUGAGACACUAAGCUGGUUUUUGAAAGGUUUCACAUUGUUGGAAAAUACCAGGAAAAGUUGGGGCCUGGUUCCCCAAAUACCUGCCUAGUUGCCUAAUUAAAAUUUAUUAAUUCCAAAUCUGCAAACCAAGUUCAUUUUGGCUAAUUUUUCAUUUUCGUUCAUCAAAAUAUCUAAAUGUCCCGCAUACUUGACUUCAACAUUAACGGUAAACAGAACUCUUUUGUUUUAGCUGGGUCUAAGAUAGGGGUAUAGCUCAAGGGUCAAAUUUGGCCUGCCACCUGUUCUUGUGAAUAAAUUUUUAUUGGAAA
Marmota monax (woodchuck) is the source of this 7206-nucleotide messenger RNA. It is a transcript of the gene Abcc2, whose product is annotated as ATP binding cassette subfamily C member 2. Lineage: Eukaryota; Metazoa; Chordata; Mammalia; Rodentia; Sciuridae. The transcript has 33 exons. Gene Ontology annotation, biological process: transmembrane transport. The record is from RefSeq and is a predicted model, not a curated record. The coding region runs from base 142 to 4779 and encodes 1545 amino acids. Gene Ontology annotation, cellular component: apical plasma membrane. Gene Ontology annotation, molecular function: ATP binding; ATP hydrolysis activity; ABC-type transporter activity.